ACCCGGACAAAUUUUCGAGACGGACUUGAAACCAACGCAGACUCAACGUGCGAGGGAGAUUUGAGAAGCGCGUUGAGAACAGUCGGCCAUAAACUUGGGCUGACGACUUUAGUGGAUGCUUUCUCGAUAUAUUUACUUUUUUUUCCAAUCAUGGAGGCCGACAGUGACAUAAAAACGACGCCGAGAGGGUUUCAGUGCACUUUGUGCAAUGUCAAUUUACCAAACCUGGCAAGCCUGGAUCAGCAUGUCAAAGGGCGGAAACACCAGACACUGAGCCAGGUGCGGGCUACCAGGAAGAGCCAGGAGCAGCGCAGUGUGUUUGUCAGUGGCAUCAAGCCUGACAUCUCUCAGACUGAUGUAGCUGAGUACUUCCAGCAGUUUGGGUCAAUCUCAGAUAUUAUCAUGGACAAAGACCGGGGUGUGUACGCCAUCGUGCAGUUCAGCGAGACCGACAGCAUACAGGCGGCCCUGUCGUGUGUUGAGCAUCAAAUGAAAGGCCUGAAGCUGCGUGUCAAACCCCGGGAAAAGAAGGAUUUCAAGCUGAUUCCCAAGAAGAACAACUCCCAGAACCUCCAACAAGCUCUUGACCGUCUCAAACCUCAGCUGUGUCAGUUGGUGUCUGUGGAUGCACAGAUGCAGUACGUCGUAGAGCGAUUUCAGCUGGGAGAAAACGAAAAGAAGGCCCGAGGGUUGCUGGUUCAACUCCUGCAGGAGGUUUUUGUGGAGUUUUUUCCAGACAGCCAGAUUCAGCCGUUUGGUUCAUCUGUCAACACGUUUGGCAUCCACUCCUGCGACUUGGACCUGUUCCUGGAACUGGAAAACACCAAGGUUUUCCAGUCACGUGCCAAGUCUACCAUGGAACAGGCGGGGGAGGGCAUGUCAGACGAUGGCCGCUCCGAGGACUCCAUCCUGUCUGACAUUGACCUGUCCACCGCUUCUCCGGCCGAGGUCCUGGACCUUGUAGCAGCAAUCCUUAGACGCUGCGUCCCCAGCGUUCACAAAGUCCAAGUGGUCGGCAGCGCUCGCCUCCCCGUAGUCAAGUUCCAUCACCGCGAACUCAACCUGCAGGGCGACAUCACCAUUAACAACAAACUAGCAGUAAGAAACACCCGCUUCCUCCAGCUGUGCUCAGGGGUGGAGGACAGGCUGAGGCCUCUGGUGUACACCAUCCGCUACUGGGCCAAGCAGAAGCAGCUGGCUGGUAAUCCCAGCGGCGCCGGUCCCCUGCUCAACAACUACGCUCUGACACUGCUGGUCAUCUUCUUCCUGCAAAACUGUGAGCCUCCUGUCCUCCCCACAGUGGACCAGCUCAAAGACAUGGCCUGUGAGGAGGAAGAGUGUGUGAUUGAGGGCUGGAACUGCACCUUCCCCAGUCAGCCUUUUGCUGUGCCCCCCAGCAGGAAUACACAGGACCUCUGCACCCUGCUCUUUGGCUUCUUCUCCUUCUAUGCUAAGUUUGAUUUUGCCAGUAGUGUCAUAUCUGUCAGGAAGGGUAUUGCCCUCCCAAUCACUGAUUUCCUCAGCCAGAAUAAAGAGGAGGAGGUCAUGGAAGAGGAAAAACCUGCCACGACCCAACCCCCUGGUCCCAAACUGGGCCCCCUAAAUCUCUUAGACCCCUUUGAUCUCUCCCACAACGUAGCUGGAAACCUGAAUGAGCGCUCUCAGCGCAGCUUUCAGAGGGAGUGCCAGGAGGCCGAUAAGUACUGCCGCAGCCUGCAGUACCAGCGCAAAUCUACCAAGGGGAAAUCAUGGGGGCUGGUGCGCUUAUUCACACCCCAUGGGGAGGUUCCACAGGCCAAAACAGAGCAGCCGGCCAUCAGCAUCCCCUUCAAAUCAGCGUCGCUGCCUGAAGGGCUGCGCAAUCAGCUGCACGUGGCAGGGGAAGGUUUCCGGCUGCUGUGGUUUCAGAAGGUUUGCGUUGCUACGGAGGGAGUCUUCCAAAGAGUUCUCAGGUGUCACCUUACUCGCUCCACAGAAGCCGCGUUUGGUGAGGAUUCAGUUGUUGAUGCUAAUAUGGAAAUGGAAACUACAUCAGCUUCCCUCAACACGUCAAUAAAUGACAGCUGUGACAGUGUUGAAUCCCAAAACGAAGCCAGCCCUCUGAGUACGGCCGCGCUCGGUGCCAAGAGGCGGCUAUCUUCUGCCAGCGAUGCUUCUGUGUCGCCUCAAGGCAAAAAGCCAAGACUGGCAAAAAGAGGCAAGCCUGAAUUGCCUCACUGGAUCUGUGUGCAGAAGCACACGGUGUGGGCUGGCAGGAGGAAAGUGAGAAGGGAGCUGAUCAAAGAUACAGACCAGAGGCCAGAGGGCAGCUGUAUGGAGUUGGAGUCCCAGGUCACAGCGCACAUCAUUGAAAAAGAGCCGGAGCUCAAGGAGCCCCUGGAGUUCAAGGUUCAGCCCCAGAUGGUUGGUGGAACAGAAAGCACAAAGGUAGUGCUCAAGUUGGAGCCGACCAGUGACAGGACAGGAGUUUUUCAUGACUUCUUUCAUUUCCUGGAAGCCUUCUUGCCUAAGAUGGUAGAGACACUGCUUGAGAAAGACAUUACUAGUGCUUAAAUGGGAUCCAUUUGAAAUAUGUCUCCAGAUUUUGGGUGUACUUUGUUCUAUUUUCUACAUCCAAGAGACCAUUACCGUUACCUGUAUUAACCCUUUAGAAUGGGACAUGAAAGAGCGCAACUUUGGCUUUAUGUUGACCCAGACAUCAGUUUAUUAUAUUUGUAAAUGUGGACUUUGUUUUCAUGAGUAUUUCUACUUUUUGUUUGUUUCAUUAUAAGAUUUCUUGAUUACUUUCUUGAUCUACUUUUAUGUUUUGGACAUGUCUUGGUGUAAGUGCAGUUCUGUAAAAUAAUAAUUAACAAGGCUCUUAAAUGAAGAAAGGGAAAGUUAAGUGGCAGAUAAUUGAUAUACACACCAUCUAAAGUUGUCUGCAAACAAAUGAAGUAUUUGUAAAACACCA
This is a messenger RNA of Etheostoma spectabile (orangethroat darter), 2953 nucleotides long. It is a transcript of the gene tut1, whose product is annotated as terminal uridylyl transferase 1, U6 snRNA-specific. Lineage: Eukaryota; Metazoa; Chordata; Actinopteri; Perciformes; Percidae. Gene Ontology annotation, cellular component: nuclear speck. Gene Ontology annotation, molecular function: poly(A) RNA polymerase activity; RNA binding. The transcript has 10 exons. The record is from RefSeq and is a predicted model, not a curated record. Gene Ontology annotation, biological process: RNA 3'-end processing. Bases 151 to 2553 code for a protein of 800 amino acids.